UCUAAGAAGCAUAGUACCGUAGAGUUAAAAACAAAUUAAUUAUUAUUUUGUAUUUUGUAUAUAUAAUAUAAUGAAAUACAACAACUAAUAAAAAUGAAUUUAGAAUUACUAGAAUCUUUUGGGCAAAAUUUUCCGGAAGAAUUUGACGGCUCUUUGGAUUGUAUAUCUUUAGCUGUUACUUGCGCCUUUAAUAAGUAUGGUACACUUUUAGCAGUAGGUUGUAAUGAUGGGCGAAUAGUUAUCUGGGAUUUCUUAACGAGAGGGAUUGCCAAAAUUAUUUCUGCACACGUGCAUCCAGUUUGUAGUUUAAGUUGGACACGAAAUGGACAUAAAUUAUUAUCUGCUUCAACUGAUAAUAAUGUGUGUAUAUGGGAUGUGCUCUCAGGUGAAUGCGAUCAUAAGUUUCGAUUUCCAUCUCCAAUUUUAAAAGUGCAAUACGAUCCGCGAAACGAUCAGCUUUUUUUAGUUUGUCCAAUGAGAUAUGCAGCUGUUUUAGUAAAAGUAAAAGAAUUUCAUAAAUGUUUGCCGAUAGAUUCGGAUGGCGAUUUGAAUAUUGUAGCAUCAUUUGAUCGUCGUGGUAAACAUAUUUACACUGGGAAUGCGAAAGGAAAAAUUCUUGUCUUAGAUGUAAAUACUCUGGACAUUGUUGCAAGUUUUCGAAUAAUUGUAGGCUCAUCAAGCGCUACUGCAGUCAAAAGUAUAGAAUUUGCUCGAAGAGGAGAUGCAUUAUUAAUAAAUACGUCAGAUCGUGUAAUAAGAGUUUAUGAUUCUAAAGAAAUAAUUGCGUUGGGUAUAGAAGGUGACCCGGAACCAAUUCAAAAGUUACAAGAUUUGGUGAAUAAAACGACCUGGAAGAAAUGCUGCUUUUCUGGAGAUGGAGAGUAUAUAUGUGCUGGAAGUGCCCGUCAACAUGCAUUAUACAUAUGGGAGAAAUCCGUCGGAAAUUUGUUAAAAAUUCUUCACGGUACCAAGGGGGAACUAUUGCUCGACGUAGUUUGGCAUCCAGUCCGUCCUAUCAUAGCCAGUAUUAGUUCAGGAUUAGUGUCGAUUUGGGCACAAAAUCAAGUUGAAAAUUGGUCGGCUUUUGCUCCAGAUUUCAAAGAACUUGAUGAAAACGUUGAAUACGAGGAGCGUGAAUCAGAGUUUGAUGUAGAAGAUGAAGAUAAGUCUGCUAAUUUAAAUGCUGAUGAUAAAUAUGAUGAAGAAACUGAAGUAGACGUACAAAAAAUUGAGCCAGUAGCAGCAUUUUGCUCAUCAGAUGAAGAUGGUGAAGAUGAAACUGCUUUACAAUUUUUACCUAUGGCUCCUGAAGUGGAAGAUCCUGAAGAUGGUUGGCCAAUACAAGAUGGCGCCGAACCGACUAUACCUAAAGAAAGUGAAUCAACAACACAGGAUUAUAUUGAAAUGGGUGCAAAAAAACUUAAAAUGAGUACACACGAUAUUAAUUUGCCAGAUGCCCCAACAGAUGAAACGCAUCCUCUUAUUUCAAGUAAAAAUAAUAAUAACAAACAACCUGUAAGUGGAAAAAAAUCGGCCGGAAGACCUAAAAAAUAA
Molecule: messenger RNA, 1554 nt
Organism: Teleopsis dalmanni
Lineage: Eukaryota; Metazoa; Arthropoda; Insecta; Diptera; Diopsidae
Gene: Rbbp5
Product: retinoblastoma-binding protein 5 homolog
Exons: 7
Coding region: 94-1554 (486 amino acids)
Cellular component (GO): Set1C/COMPASS complex
Molecular function (GO): protein binding
Source: RefSeq, a predicted model, not a curated record